Molecule: messenger RNA, 5112 nt
Organism: Prorocentrum cordatum
Lineage: Eukaryota; Dinophyceae; Prorocentrales; Prorocentraceae
Source: the annotation of a GenBank genome assembly
AUGUCGGCUGGGGGCUGGCCGCGCUCGUACAACGGCUACUGGUCUUGCAGCUGUGGGACGGCGGACAACUACGCAACGCGCAAGAAGUGUCGGGGAUGUGGGGCCCUUGGACCGCGCAAAGAACUCACGUACAAGGACGUGCUGCAGGGCCCGACAAAGCGGGAGGCGGCGCUCCAGAAGCAGGUGGACUUCACGCGGGCAGAGCUGCAGGGCCUCAAGAAGCAGCAGCACGCCACGCAGGAGGAGGACGACGAGAAGCCUGUGGACUUGGAUAAGCUCUUCAGGUGGGCCCAGUCCUGCAAGACCGAGUGGGGAGACCAGUCAGUCGAGUACCAGCAGGCUCAGGAGCGCUACGUGCGCGCCAAGGAUGCCAAGCGAAGCACGACGCCGCACUCGGUCCAGCUCACAUUGGCACGGGUGGCCAGAGAGAAGCUGGAGAAGGAGGAGGCGGCAAUCAUCGACGAGGUCAAGCGGCACCAGAAGGCCACGCAGGAGGCACAUGAGAAGCUCACCAAGAAGAGGGAGCAGCUCGAGGUCGCAAGGGCCAAGGAGUCGGAGCUUAAGGUCCAGGACGUAUCCGUCAAAGGCAAGGGCUUCCCCACGGCCAUGCAGAAGCAGUGCGAGGGUGCCGUCGAAGGCAGCGGCAUCAGCAUGGCGGAGUACGAGCAGCUGUUCGCAGCGCUCGGCAAAGUGCUGGACAACGUCAAGGAGGAGCCCAAGGACGACGAGGACGGCAUGGACACUGAGGAGGUGCAGCCAGAGGAACGCAAGAUGAACGCGAGCAGGGUCCGCAGCUGUCACCUGAAGAACAAGAGUGGCGACAUGCAGGAGGGAUUCCCGCGGACGCCAGCGAAGCACAGCGAAAGCGUUGGAUGGAGGUGUGCGUCAGCCUGGCGGAGCAUAACAAGCGGGCCAAGCGAUCCUAGCAGGCUGCGCAAGAACAAGCAUGAGAGCCUCACACUGUGGACUUUCAACGGUUCGGGGUGGGGCACCAUCAAGGAGAUGAUCGAAGGAUCUGAAGGGGGCAAGCUGCAGUGCUACGCAGUGCAGGAGCAUCGGCUCAUGGACGACAGGAUCGCGGUGGUGUCGCAGAGCAUGAAGGUGCAGGGGUACCAGUUCGGCGGCGUAGCAGCGAACCAGACUAUAGGACCAGGUGGAGAAGCAGGUACCUCAGCGGGCGUUGCGGUGGUGGCGCCCAGGUGCAUAGGCAUGACCUACCUGUAUGGCAAGGAGAUGUGGGACCUGUCACCGCGCAACAGUCCAGGGAGAGCUGUAGCUGCGUGGUUAGCGGUCGGUAAGGGCAUCAUCUACGCGUCGGUCUACUUGUGGACGGCGGAGGGCAUGGCGUUCAGGAACACGGAGAUCAUCAACAAGGAGAUUGGACACUUGGAGGCGAUUGGAGUGCCGUGGAUCAUCGGGGGAGAUUUCCAGGUGGCGCCCGAGAAGAUGACGGAGGUAGAAAGCGUCAAGAUGGCCAAGGCGCGAGUUGUAGCGUCAGGAGCCAGGUGCGGCACGUGCAGACAUGCGCAUGGUGCAAGUGAGAUCGACUACUUCAUCGUUUCGGGCAGCCUGGUCAGCCAGGUGAUGGAUGUCAGAGUGCAGGAGGAGUGGCCGUCGGCGCCCCACAAGCCAGUGGGGCUCACUCUCAGGCUAAAGGUGAAGGAGCGCAUGGUCAGGGUGCUGGAGAAGCCGAAGGCUUUGCCAGAGCUGGGCAUUGGCUGCACACCAGCGCCGCCGAGGUACCAGGACAUCGCGAGUUUCGGGUCGCAGGUGGAUGCCAACCAGGCGUGGAAGCAGUAUAUGCAGACACUGGAGCAGGAAGCCUUUGCAGUGCGAGGUCUAGUAUGGGCACCGGACCAUCCUGCAGCAGGACGGGCGGAGGAGCCGACUUGGAGGAUCAAGCCGCUCAGCUUCGGCGGUGCCAACGUUUCGCCAGCAGCUAGAGAAGCAGUAUGGUGGAGGUGGUUGGCAAAGACUUUGCAGAAUUUGCAUGGGGCAUAUUCUAGGCUCAAGAUGGCGAGAACAGGUGACAUCCAGAGGCAACGGCAGCGGGAGGCAACUGCGCAUGAGCACCAGUUCGUCAUCGCGCGCCAGCGGGCGAAGCACCUAAAAGCUGAGGAGCAGGGCAAGCGGCAGGCCAAGUGCGGGUUGCUGGCUGCUGGGUUACUCCGAGGAGCGUUACAAGAGGCGAAGUUGCAGCAAUGGGCGCAAGAAAGCCAGGCCAAGAUGAAGGAGUACGACCAGAAGCUCUUCAAGGAGAGGGAGUGGAAACAGAUCUGGAGGGUCGGCGAGCAGAUCCAGGAGGAGGUAAGACCGUGGGAGUGCGAGGAGCGUGACAAGCUCGAGCCUUUCACGGGACAAGAUGUGGACAAGCUCAAGGAGGUGGAACGGACCUUGUACUGGCCCAUCCACAUGGGCACGGUGCUGUUCUUCAUGAUCCCGAAGACCUUCACCGCGGACAGGGUCAUCGGUUUGCUGCCCACAGCCAUCAGGGUGCGGGAAAUUAGGCGGGAGCCGUACAUGGUCAAGUGGGCCAAGCAGAACUGCAGGAGCUGGGGCUGCACGAGCUGCGGUAAGGCGGCGGAGGACGCGGCCUGGGAGGUGCAGCUCAGCCACGAGAUGGACGACGCGGAGGAGCAGAGCGAGGAGACGCAGGCUACGAUCACGGCGGUGUUGGACUUGGUGAAGGCUUUCGAGAAGGUCAGCUUGCACGUAUUGUGGGAAGCAGGCAAGCAGCUAAUUUUCAACACAGGGGUGCUGGCUGUGGUGUGCUCAUAUUUCGCCAUGAGCAGGCGCCUCAUCGUGGGUGACUCGGUGUCCAGCGAAACCCAGACGGUGGCCACCAUCGUCGCGGGUAGCAAGUUCUCAGUGUGCUUCUUGAAGAUGGUCAUCCAGUCCACGUUGGAUGGCCUGGUGGUGGAGAGACCGAGGGCGCGUUGGAGAAUGUAUGUGGACGACCUGUGCGUGCGGUUACGACAGCAGCACCAGUGCAUUGUUACGGAGUUUGAAGAGACAAUCGACAGUUGUUUCAGAGGCUUCGAGAAGAUAGGCUUGAAGUUCUCGGUGGGCAGCAAGGGUAAAGGCGCUGUGAUGGCGAGCACUAAGUGGGCGCGAAAGGCCGUGACAGGGCCGAUGCGUGAGCGAGAGCUGCCAGUGGUGAGGGCCUGCCCGUACCUGGGGGUUGACAUCGCCACGCACGGUACGGCGGCAAAGGCUAAGAACGGCAAGAGGCAUGCUAUUAUGAAGGCCAGGCGUCGGAGGCUGCUCACCCUGAAGGGAGGGCGCAAGAUGACCAGGGGCGUUGGCUUGGUGUUCAAGUGUGGUCUAAAGCGCUCAGUCUUGUACGGGUGUAAGUGCUUAGGCAUGCCAGACCACCAGCUACGACAGCUACGACGUGAGGCAGGACGAUUACUACCAGGAGGUCGUGGAGCCCGAAGCCUCACCCUCCAGCUGGCGGUUGCGCAGGAGGAGCCGACGUACGAGGUCACUGAGGCGCCGAUAGUAAGGUGGGCGCGUGCAAUGUGGCAUAGCGCACAAGACGAGGAUGGAGCAGGACAAUGGGACAGCAUGGGCACCGUGUUGCAGCAGGCGUGGAGACGGCCGCAGCAGGAGGUCGGCAUGAAGCCAGUGUGGGCCCGAGUGCGGGGGCCAGCAGGUGCUGUCAUCAUGUCCAUGAGAAGGGCCACGUGGGCGUGGCCUGCGUGGCAUACUUUUGUGUCGAAGGAGGGCUUCGAGCUGAACAUGCAGGAGGUGUGCCCUAUGGACAUUGCAGCGAUGGUGCGCAAGGGCGUGCAGGCGACCCUCUGGAAGGAGUGGACGCAGGCGGAGGAGCUCAGGAGCCUGGGCCCAAUGCCUUUGGUGGCACCAGCGGUGGCGCAGUUGCGAGCACGUGAGUUCCCGAAGCAUGCCAAGAAUGCAGCGAAGAAGGUCUUCAUCGGAGGUGCGUGGACCAUGGAGAAGCUUUGCACAUGUAAUAUCGUGCCCACGGACAUCUGCAUGGCUUGCGGUGGGGCGGUGGGCACCGAGCACCAUCGGUAUUACAAGUGCACCGCGCUCAGGGACCAGCGUCUGCAGGCGCUGGCGGACUGGCAGCACGUAGCCGAGCAGCAGGACACCAACAUGCUGUGGACGCGGGGGCUGGUGAGGUCUCCAGAGGCGGACUGGAAGUUCGUUGGCAUUGCGGAGGACCAGUACUACGAGCAGGUGGUCGACGGUGAUGAGGACUAUCUCACAGGCGACAUCGUCUGUGAUGGCUCCAAGCUCGGGUACAGCGACUGGGCGCAAACGGGCUGGGCAGCCAUGUCGCUCACCGACGAUGGCACGGCGAAGAUGCAGAUGUGGGGCCCGUUGCCUUGUACACUGCCGAUCCAUAGGAGGGUUAAGAGAGCAGAGAUGUGGGCUUUUCUCAAGGUGCUGGAGCGGAUUUGGCACAAGGUGAAGGACCUGGACCUGGAUAUACAAUGCGUGAUGCACGUGAAGGCCCUCAGGUCCAAGGCCAGGAUCCAGCAGCUCGCGGGCGACGACCUGAAGAUUGCGAAGGGCAACAGCGAGGUUGACUUGCUGGCGAAGGCGGGCGCGGCGCAGGACGCGCACUACGGCAAGCACCAGGCGCUGGAGGACCUUGCAGGGCGCGCGCGUUGGGCGCUGCAGAAUACAGGAUGGUGGUACCAAAAGAUGGGCGGCACGUGGCCAGACGUGCCGCCCAAAGCAAAAGGGGUACCGAGACGAAGAGUGCCGAGGCCGCUGCUCACCCUCACCGAGCACGAUAUCGUGGAGACGGGUGGGUGGCAGGUAUGCGUGAGGUACAACACGAAGAUCGUGCAGAGCUUGAGGGGCAGGACAGGGCUCAUCGUGUUGAAGUUCAUGGGCCCGCUAGCUCCUCGUGGGCGCUCCACAAAGGACGACGCAAAGAGGAAGAAGCGAGACAGGAUUCUGGCUGGGAAGAAUCCGCAGAACGGCAAGCCGCCGGAGCAGGGGAUACGAGCUCGCACGGGGGAGCACCAGUUGCACUAUGUGAGCAUGGUGAACAUGCUGGUGCAGAUGAGGCUGGAGGGCCGGCCAACGUACGGGUUCGUGCUGGAGAACCAGCUGAACCAGGCCAGUCAGGCCUGA